UUAUUUCCUCCCCUACCAGUUCACGCAAACCCUGGGUUUCUCUCUUUACUCUUCGUCUUCCUCUCCCUUUCAUUCCACACUUCCAAACACGGCCCCAAAAGCUCUUUUCCCGUUUAGUUGCAGCCUCUCUCUCUCUCUCUCUCUCUCUCUCUCUCGUUCAGGUCAGCUCAAUCCCACCGCUCCUCCACCGUCGCCCUCGCCCCAGGUAAGUGAAGAAGUGGAGCGUGGAUUGUCAAAAUCCGGCCAUUCUAAACUAGCUGGAAGGUCCUCGGAAUACAAGGCCUGAAAGGAAAAGGAAGACAAGCACACUACAAGUACGAAAUGGAAUAUCACGCGGCAUUGUUUGACCACAUGAAGGAUUUGAUUGUGAUUGUGUCUUCUAAGCCAUCGGAGGAGACGGAGACGGAGACGGAGACGGAGACGGAGACGGGGGCGGGGGCGGGGGCGGGGGCGGGGGCGGGUGAGGGUGAGGGUGAGGGUGAGGGUGAGGGUGAGGAGGAGGAGGAGGAGGAGGAGGAGGAGGUUGAGGAGGGUGACGGGAAUCCCUUUGGAGCUGGUAUGGUGAUAAACGAGAGGGGCUAUAUUUUGACUUGUGCACAUUUGGUGCCCCAGGGUAACGAUGUAACUGUAUAUUAUAUGGGUGCCGAAGGUAGGGAGGCUGAGGAAUUUCUUCGGGACGAGAAAUGCGAUUUAGUUAUUUUGAGAACUAAGGGAGCGAGUGUUGGUCGCCGUAAGUUCUGUGAAUUUGGGGGUACCGAAGCCCUACACAUGGGGAUGGCUUUAUUCACAAUCAGUCAUCCUCACGGAAUUCUUUAUAGUUUUUUAACUGGCAAUGUCGCUUAUCCUGAGAGGAUGAGACAACAAAUUCCUUUUUACUAUCGCAGUUCUAUCCCAGACGAGGGUUCGUUCUUUCAGAUCAACAAUAUGCACGGUACUGUGAGAACUUCACACGGUGCUCCCGUUUUUGAUUCAAGUGGAAAAGUGUACGGGUUAAUAACUUUUACGAAGGGAUUUGAUUUUGCUGUUCGUCCUGAGACUUUGAAGAAGUUGGUGAAGUCGUGCAGUGAAAAGCUAAGAGCUGAAGGAGAGAAGGGGAAGGGGAAAGGGAAGGGGAGAUUUUGAGAGAAUUAUAAGUGGGUGAGGCAUAUUGACAUGGGUACUUUAGUAAUUUGUAGCUCUUUGUAUGGGUUAAUAUGAGUAGUAGUAGUUUUUGGUAGUCUAUUUCCUGUUGAUGUGUAAUGGAUAUGGUUUGGGUUUAUAGAAUGCAAUGAGUAUUGUUUAAAUU
Molecule: messenger RNA, 1285 nt
Organism: Rhododendron vialii
Lineage: Eukaryota; Viridiplantae; Streptophyta; Magnoliopsida; Ericales; Ericaceae
Exons: 3
Coding region: 322-1122 (266 amino acids)
Source: RefSeq, a predicted model, not a curated record